ACAUCCGGCCCGGGGUCCUUCUCAGCAACACCCUUCCAAGAUGGCAGCCAACAGUAGCAGCACGGGAAGCAAACCCAGCAACAGCGCCUGGGGAAAACCGUCCGGCCCGUCCGCCGAGCAGGUGGUGGCAACAUUUCAGAGGAUGCGUCAGGAGCAGCGCGGUAUGGCGUCUAAAUCUGCAGAGUUGGAGAUGGAGAUCAACGAGCACAGCUUAGUAAUUGAAACCCUGAAGGAAGUGGACCCUUCAAGGAAAUGCUUUCGUCUAGUAGGAGGAGUGUUGGUGGAGCGGACAGUAAAAGAAGUUCUACCAGCCUUGGAAACCAACAAAGAACAGAUCUCAAAAAUUAUCGACACCAUCAACACACAGAUGCAGACGAAAGGACGGGAGCUGACGGAGUACAGGGAGCGCUACAACAUCCGGCUGAUGGGGGAGGGAGAAGGGGAGACGCAGGGCCAGUCGGCAGCGUCAUCCAGGGACAACGAAGGAGGCGGGUCUAAAAGCGGAGCCGGUGUUUUAGUGUCGUAGUUUGUGAUAACGGAGGGCGACCGUAGGGCCAUAUUAUUUCUGAAGUACUGGUUAAAAAAAAAAACGGUUGGAGUCAUGGAAUAUAGGUUUCAAAUUGAACUUUUCACACAAUAACAUUGGUUUUGAUUAAAUUUCUGCUUUACACUUGGUAUUGAAGUUCUUUGCAACAGACACAAACUCACUAUACAUAGCGUUAUGUAUGUGUGAAUGACAGUUAAGGGUGUUGGUCUUACGUCUGCCUUUCAAUGAAGCUGACUUCUUUUAAUUUCUGAAAUAUUAUGGCAUAAAUUAAACAAUUAAAGUCUGAGUACUUGUUAUAGUCUUACUCUCAUUUACACAUGAGCAAAUAAAUAUUUCCCCCCCAUAAUAAUAUAAUAUAAUUCCCAAAGGUGCUAGGUUAAAAAUUCACAGCAAAAAAACAAUGCCUAAAACAUACUCGAGUGCACAUGAAAUUAAAAACAAAUCACAGUGCAUUUUUAGGUAAACACACGCAUUUUGUAGACUUAGAAUUAGCUAGGAAAAAAAACUGAUUUCACAAGGCCCUUUAGUAGGUUAAGCUUUAUAAAAAUGCACCCUUUCCAAGGCAGUUCAGGUCCUAGAAGGCUUUUUGACAACAUCUGUUUUGAGCACGAACAAGAGAUUAUUCUGUAAACAUGUCACUAUAGAUCAAAGAGAAUGUGUCACCUUUGUUCACCAGUUUUCUGUGAAAUAUUUUAGUCACGAUUGUUUCCACGUAAUUUAAGGUCAGUUAUUUGUUCAGUGGUAACUAAAGCACAUGUCAUGGAUUGAAAAGUGAGUGACAAGAAGUCAGAGCUACCAAAACCUCAAUAUUUAAUGAAGCCCUGCCACUGAAAUGAAAGUUGUCAUAUUCUUUCUGGUCUGUAGCUUGAUCUUGGUUAAAUUAAUUUGUUAACUCAGUCUAAACUUUGGAAAUGCCGCCCAGGACCUGAUGUGAGAUGUCUGCACUGUUCAUGUAGUCGUCAAGACAAAAAUGUUUUUGUUGAUGGUCAUGAAUAAAAAAAUAUCACAACUGUG
This is a messenger RNA of Anoplopoma fimbria (sablefish), 1561 nucleotides long. It is a transcript of the gene pfdn2, whose product is annotated as prefoldin subunit 2. The coding region runs from base 41 to 526 and encodes 161 amino acids. Gene Ontology annotation, cellular component: prefoldin complex; cytoplasm. Gene Ontology annotation, biological process: protein folding. The transcript has 4 exons. Gene Ontology annotation, molecular function: protein folding chaperone. The record is from RefSeq and is a predicted model, not a curated record. NCBI's taxonomy places the organism in Eukaryota, Metazoa, Chordata, Actinopteri, Perciformes, Anoplopomatidae.